AUGGGUGCUACCAAGCUGGUCGUGUCCGCUGCCCUCCUCGUCCUUCUAAGCAUAGGGCUGUCCAGCGCCAUUAGGGUAGUAAACCACGCCGCCACCGCCGAUGGUCAAGGCAGUGGGGGCGGAGGCGGCAGCGGGACCGGCACCAGCCAGGCCUCUGGCCACGGGUCCGGCCACGGGACGUCCGAGGCGUACGACAAGAACAGCUACGUCUACGGCUCCGGAGGAGCCCGCGGCGGCGGCAGCUGGGAAGGCAGAGAGGAGCCCGCGGCUGGUUACGGAACUGGCGGCGCAUCCGGCUCGGGCCACGGCGACUCGAGUAACACGGACACCGGCGGUUUGUCCACAAACGCGAAUGGCCAAGGCGGCGGUGCUGGUUCUGGAGGGAGCGCCGGGAAGGGCAGCGGCUCCGGCUCCGGCGACGGAAGCGGGUCAGGGAUAGCUGAUAGCUAUGGACCAGACGGUUCGAGCUACGCGAACAGCGGAGGGGGAGGAGGUGGCGACGCCGGCGGUAGCGACGAUGGGUUUGCCAGUGGUUCUGGAGGUGGAUCAGGGAACAGCAGCGGUGAAUCAACACCUUAA
Aegilops tauschii subsp. strangulata is the source of this 579-nucleotide messenger RNA. The record is from RefSeq and is a predicted model, not a curated record. Lineage: Eukaryota; Viridiplantae; Streptophyta; Magnoliopsida; Poales; Poaceae.